Messenger RNA from Melopsittacus undulatus (budgerigar), 2121 nucleotides. It is a transcript of the gene GLA, whose product is annotated as galactosidase alpha. The transcript is spliced from 7 exons. Gene Ontology annotation, cellular component: cytoplasm. Gene Ontology annotation, molecular function: alpha-galactosidase activity. NCBI's taxonomy places the organism in Eukaryota, Metazoa, Chordata, Aves, Psittaciformes, Psittaculidae. Gene Ontology annotation, biological process: oligosaccharide metabolic process; glycoside catabolic process. Bases 1 to 1239 code for a protein of 412 amino acids. The record is from RefSeq and is a predicted model, not a curated record.
AUGGCGGCGGCGAUGGCGGCGGUGCGGUGGGUGCUGCUGGCAGCCGCGGCCAUGGCGGCGGUGCUGGCGCUGGACAACGGGCUGGCACGGACACCGCCGAUGGGCUGGCUGCACUGGGAGCGCUUCCUCUGCGGCACCGACUGCGGCUCCGACCCGCACCGAUGCGUCAGCGAGCGGCUGUUUGUGGAGAUGGCCGAUGUGAUGGCUGCUGAGGGCUGGAGGGAUGCAGGCUAUGAGUUCAUCUGCAUUGAUGACUGCUGGAUGGCUCCGACACGGGAUGAGCACGGCAGGCUCCAGGCUGACCCAAAGCGGUUCCCCAGUGGGAUCCGCAAGCUGGCUGACUACGUCCAUUCCAAGGGCCUCAAGCUGGGAAUCUACAGUGAUGUUGGGAACAAGACGUGUGCUGGCUUCCCUGGCAGCUACAACCACUAUGACCUGGACGCACAAACUUUUGCCUCCUGGGGUGUGGACCUGUUGAAGUUUGACGGCUGCAACUCUGACACGCUGGAGCUGCUGGCAGAAGGUUACAGACGCAUGUCUCUGGCCCUGAACAGGACUGGAAGGAGCAUUGUGUACUCCUGUGAGUGGCCUUUCUAUCUGAGGCCUGUGAAGCAGCCCAAUUACACAGAGAUCAAACAGUACUGCAAUCACUGGAGGAACUUUUUUGAUGUCUAUGAUUCCUGGAGCAGCAUCAAGAGUAUCUUGGACUGGACAGCACUUCACCAGGACAGCAUUGUGAAGAUAGCUGGGCCAGGGGGCUGGAACGAUCCUGACAUGCUGGUGAUUGGAAACUUCGGGCUGAGCUGGGACCAGGCAGUGACUCAAAUGGCCAUGUGGGCUAUCAUGGCAGCUCCCCUCUUCAUGUCCAACGACCUGCGGCACAUUAGUCCUGAGGCCAAGUGGCUGCUCCAGAACAAAGAGGUGAUCGCCAUCAACCAGGAUCCGUUGGGCAAGCAGGGAUACCAGAUCACCAAGGACAAAAACUUUGAGCUGUGGGAGCGGCCCCUGUCUGGCCAAGCCUAUGCCGUGGCAGUGCUGAACCAGCAGGAGAUUGGGGGACCCCGAAACUUCACCUUCCCCCUCACCCUCCUUGGCAACGGGCUGGCCUGCAACCCAGCAUGCUCCGUGUGGCAGGUCCUGCCAGCCAGCAGGGACUGCGGGGUGUACAGCUGGGUGUCCUCGCUGAGCGUGGAGGUCAACCCAACAGGCACUGUGCUGCUCAAAGUCAUGGCAGUAUAGGAGGCACAAAGGCAAUCUCUUUGUAAGCCUCAGGCUCUUUCUAAACUUCUUGUCAAAAGAAGUGGGGUGGGUGCCUUUGUUCUCUCCUCAGGCAUUUGCUACUCAAGUGCUUCUACAUGGACUUUAAACCUUCAGCCUAAGGUGACAAAUACCCAUCACUCCAUUACCAAGAGGUAGCAGAGAAAGGGGUGCUGCUUCUCAUUUACCCUUUCUCUCAUAUCUCACCCACCUAAUUCUUUCCCCAAGGGGCUUUAAGGACUGCAGCAGGGUAGCAACUGGUCAUACCUACUGCCACUACCAAGGAAAUGCAGAGGACACAUGCAGCAUCUUACAGCUCUCCUUAAGCAUUUCAGGGACAACAGGGAAACACCCUGGCCGCCUUGCUCUUGCUUUGCCAGGCUGGCGUAGAGUUCAGGAACAAGAAACCCAACACUCCUUCCAGGCAUGGACAUCUACCUUCUUACCACUCAGGGACUGGCUUAAAUCAUUGCACUUCUUAGCAACUGCUUUCUUAACAGCUGCCUGCUUAGUGAAAAUGUAAGUAUCAUGUCUUGGGACUCAGCUGUUGGAGGUUUCUCCUUACUCAGGAGUCUCUCACCAGGGAUGGACACUGCCCUUUAGAUGACAACUCCAUGAUGCAACUGAGAUACUAUCAUGUGAGGUGCCUCCCAGAAGUACCUGUGUGCUUGCUUUCCACUGCUGCAGUAACCUUUAGGUUCAAUAACACAGGUCCCUCUGGGACAGGAGAUGGAUACUUAAUCACUUUUGCAGCUAUCAUGUACAAGUAUGUUCUCUUCUGAUUACUGCACAAUCAGGGUAUAUUGAUUUGUUCUUACUUCUGUGAUCAAUAAUUUUGAUUAAAAUACCCCUGUUAAAGGCCAA